Messenger RNA from Mesocricetus auratus (golden hamster), 6759 nucleotides. RefSeq lists its product as uncharacterized. The coding region runs from base 5701 to 6732 and encodes 343 amino acids. NCBI's taxonomy places the organism in Eukaryota, Metazoa, Chordata, Mammalia, Rodentia, Cricetidae. The record is from RefSeq and is a predicted model, not a curated record. The transcript is spliced from 3 exons.
AGAAGACUCACAUUAGGAAGAUGGCAGCUCUUUCCUACUUGCUAUGUAGUCUCAGUGUCAAAAAUGCCACUGCUGUGAUGCUACGAAUGAGAACAGCCCCGUAUUCUCAUGUAUUUGAAUGUUUGGUCCCCAGUCAGGAGGAAGUGUUUGGGAAGGACUAUGAGGUGUGGCCUUGUUGGAGCAGGUGUAUAAUUGGGGUUGGGCUUAGAAGUUUCUAAAGCCCACACCAUUCCCUCUCCUGGGGUCCACUCUCCUUGGCCCCUUGCUUUUCUAUCACAUGUAAUCUCUCAACAACCAAUUCAGCACCAUGCUUGCCUGCCUGCUGCCAUGCUCCCCAUUAUGAUGCACAUGAACUCACCAUCUAAAAUUACAACCUUCAAUGAACUCUUUUUGUAAGUGGCCUUGGUCAUGGUGUCUCCUCAAAGCAAUAGAACAGUAAUUAAAGCAGCAGUUAGUACACACUUGACCAUGAUGGGAUUUUGAGGAAUGUGUAAGAUUUUUGGACUUUGCACUAGGAAAGUGGCUGAAUGCUGUAAACAUCAAGUGAAGUCCUAGUAUGAACUUCAAAGACAGUAGUGCUGAGUGCAAUGUGCACUAUAGAGGCCCAGGUCAAUAGAAUCCAGAGGAAAUGAUAUCAGCUUCCAGUCUAGAGAUGGUAAUUGUGAUAUUUUGGCAAAACCAUGGGUGCUUUCAGACCUUGUCCAAAGAGUCUCCCUGAAGCUAAAUUUAAAAGCAUUGGACUGAUUUCUAGGCAGAGUAUUUGAAGACAGUUUAACAUUGAUUCCACUGUGUGGUGCAUAGAGAUCACAGUUAUAUAGAUCUACAAUGAAAAAGAGCAACCAGGGCAAAAGAAAAUACAAAUGUACAGGAGAAAAAGAUCACAAGACAUUUAAUGUUGGAGCCCUAGUUGGUACUGAAAAAGAUAAAGAGAAAAGGAAUAAAAGUAGUGGUACACUCGGGGCAGAUCCUCCCCUCCUAAUCCUGCAAUUUGUGAGAAGAAAAGUCCUUGAGGGAUGACUUGUCCCUAAAGAGCAACAGCAAAUCCAGGCUUAUGCCAAUACAAUUCAAGUAGGGUCCCUGAUUCCAGGUUUCAUCCUAAGCAGGCAGCAGAACUUGACAACAUUGGUCAUGUGGUUCUGGCAUUACAUUCAUGAAGGAAACAUAUGUGAAGGGGUUGUGGAAUCAUCCUCUGUGGUUAAGGAAAGCUGCCGAGGCCAGCACCUGUCAGGGGUGUCCCUGCAUAGAAUCCUAGAGAUGCCAUUAGUGGAAGUUGUGAAGGUGAAGCCUGGAUUUCACUGGAGACCCCAAGGUAAUGAAGAUGCCAGCGUCACAGGACAUCUGCCAAUGAAAGCUGCUAAGGGAGAGUAGCAUGAGCUCAAGAGAAAGAAUUCCAUUGAAGUAAAAAAGGCAGACAGGAACAGGAGAGGUAAAGAGCCUUUGACAUAAAACAGGAAAAUGAGGAGUUUGGAGUUUGCCUUCCUGGGUUUGUUGUGCUAUACUACAGUAUUUCCUCACUAAUCCUUAUUCUUUUCUCUCUUUUCAAAUGGAAAUAUGAAUUUGGUAACAUGGUAUGUUGAAAUAAAGAAAUUGAGUUUUGCUUUCAUGUGAGGUUACAAUUAAAAGAUUGUAUGGAUCUGAGAAGGGAUUUUAGACUAUGAAAUAAGGUUGAGACUGAAAAACUAUGGGGAAUUUUAAAGUUUGACUAAGUGAAUUUGCUUUCUGAUACAGUUACAAGACUAUAACAGACAAGAGAAUGGAAUGCACUGGUUUGAAUAAAACCCCAUAGGUGCAUAUUUUGAAUGUUUGGUCUCCCUUUCAGGAGGCAUCAUGAGGUGUGUAAUUUUCGAAGAGGCAUGUCACUGGAAAAUAAUCUGCGGUAUCAAAAACCCACAGAACAUGGCCAAGGUCCCCUCUGUGGGUAGCAGAAGGACUGAAAAUGGACAGGACUGGGUUUCUGACAGCACAUGCAGGUGGAAUUCAAAACAUACACAUAGGGCUUUACAGGAUGACAAACUGUGAAGGCUGGGAUAAGGAAAGUGAUUGCUCGGUCACCUCUUCCUACCUCCCCACCCCACAUUCUGAAGCCUUUGUGACAUGGAGACAAGAACUCUGUGAUGCAGGCAUGGGCCCAGCUACCCACUCCCAGAAGGAACUCUAGGGGUUCAGUUGCUUGAGAGAAACAGUACAAUUCAGAUGGAGAAUUUUCUCUCUCUUCUGGAAAGCGUUGAUACUUCAUGGAUAACACCCAGCUUCACCACUUUGGCAAUGGAUAUGAUCCUAGCCUUUGUGUGUGGGCUGGGGAUCUUUCACCUCUUAUUACCCUUCCUUCCCCCUAAUGCACCUUCAACUCCACUGGUAGAAAGGAUCACUGCCAAAAAGGUAAGAAUGGCUUAGCCCCAAACAACAGAGAAUAGUUCCCCCUCUCUCCUUAUAGGCUCCACUUUCCAAAUUGAAUAGGGUGGUAGCUGAAAUGGGAUUGCAGCCAACAGUAGAACCCCAUCCUCUCAGAACUGGCAGGUAGGGCAUGGAGACAGCGGGCCCCAAGACAUCUGCUCUCUCACCAUGCAUGCCUGAGAGAAGCCCUGUGAGACUGUGGUCACGGGUAGUGUGCCUGGGAUGGUUAGGGACCUAUGAAAAGAGAAAGUUUCUGAGCACUGGUUCCUAUGUCCCCCUCUAACAUACAACCUUACAGGGUCCAUGGAGCUGACAUGAAGGGGUGAUGAGCUCCAGGACAUGAGUGAGCCUUUGGUUCCUCUGCAGAACCCUGACCAGUGACACUCAUGGUAGCUCUCACAGAGAUAGUCCCCAUUUGAGUUUUCUAAGAGGAAAGGAACACAUAUUAGCAUCCAUUGUGGAUAAGAUGAUGGAGCUGCAUGUGCUGUCUGUCUCUGUCAGGUGGAGAGGAGUGCUCACAGCAAUAUCAGGAAGAAAAUCAGGAUCAAGAAAUAUAGACUGAUUCUUUCCCCUGGAAAGGUGACUCAUCCUCCUGCCCUUGAGUAAUAACACCAAAUGAGAUGCAGCACCAUGGAGGAGGCAGCUCCUUGGAAAGAACCCAGAAUCGAAGACGCUUCCCAGCUUACAGAGGCAGCAGGAAGAAAUUGAGGGAGGACAAGGCACUGGUUUCACUUCUGCACAGCACCAUAAGGAGGCUUGUCAAUACCAUCAGCUUCAGCCAGGUUUUAAGGCAAGAUUCCCAGUUGAAGAGUCCAACCCUGAAGUUGCCAGAGCUGACCAGCCACCUCCGCAGCCCAUAGAGGAAUCUGUGGUCACAGAUUUACCCAUAGCAGAGUACUCUGCUCCUCUCAAGGAACAACUGCUGUCCAAAGAUUCUAAAAUCAUGUCAACUGUCCAGGUGAAUCCCUCAGCUUCUAUUGAGUCACAGAUGUCUGGGAGUGCCUCUCAACCACCAGAGACCUUGACACUAGGGAGAUGCUGUUCACUACCACUGGUACCUUCCCACCUAUUUCAUCCUCCUGAUCCUGUGGCAUAUGCUCCAUCCGUUCCACAUAGACAGAUAGUAGCUCUUCAGUGAGACUGAAAAGCACUGGGGGCCCCACAGAGCAUACCUCUGACAGGAUUGCCAUCUCCCAUGUGAAACACAUCACGCAUUAACCAUGCAGAACAGUCUAACUUUAUCCCACCAAAAAUUAACCACAAAAACAUUCCUGCCUUGAUCAUCCCAGGCCUUAUCAACUCAUGCAGGCCUACCUCCACCACUCAAGGCCUUGACGACUCAAACAGUUCUUGUUCAACCACACUAGAACUUAAUAACACAUGCAGACCUACGUACAACUCUGCCGGUCUAGAAAGCUCAGGCAAGCCUACCUCAAUUAUGCCAGGUCAUGAGUACUCAAGUAGGCCCACCUGUGUCACUCCAGGUCUUAAUAGCUCAAAGAGGCCUACUGAAAGAACUCCAGGAGUAGACCACACAAACAGGCCUUCCUCAAACUCAUUAGACAUUAAUAACACAUACAGAUCUAUUUACCCCCUUGCAGGCCUUAAAAACUGUAGAUCAUGAGAGCUCAAACAGGCCUACCUCUAACAAUCCAGGCCUUAAGAACACAAGCAGAACUACUUCUACAACUCUGGGCCUUGAAAAUUCAACUAGGCCUACCUCAACAUCUGGCAUCCUUGACUACUCAAGCAGGCCUACCUUAAGCAGUUCAAGUCUUAACUGCUCAUGCAAGCCUACCUCAACAACAUUAUGCCUUAACUACUCAAAUAGGCCUAUCUCAAUUACCCCAUCCAUUGUCCACUCCAACAGGCCAGUCUCAGGCCCUACCUGGUCCAAUAUAGUUUCCAAAACUGGUGCCAGUCCAACUCAUCACAUGGUAAGGCCUUGUAAGAACAUCUUUCUGUCAGGCUUCAAAAGGCCUCCUUCUGGAAAGGACCCACAUACAGGCAGAUACAGGCUGGGGAGCCAACAUUCAUUAACCCUGACAUGCAGGAGAUACUGGAAUUUCAGAUUAGUAAGAGAGUAGAACUCAAAGUAUGGAAGGGGAAAGGAAAAGAAAGAUCUGAUUAUAUCUUGGUGUGCAUGGGAAGUAUGCUGCAGUCCUGGAGCCUCAAGCAGACCACUAGCACCUCAGGCCCCUUCUGGAGCCUAAAAAGCAAAUCUGAGCAGCUUUCAGGUCAUCACCAAUUCUACUACCAAGAGGUCUCUAUCAACCAUAUACAGGUCACAGGUAGCCAGUUUUCCUGGGGUCUCCCCUACCUCCUCAGUGGUUACACAGUGGCUACAGUCAAUAUGGCACGGUCUUCACUAGAUCCCCCUGCCAUCAUCUUCAAUGGACUCUGUCCUUACAUACCAAUAGAAAUUUAGUCUGACAUACAUCAAGAGCUCAUUUCUCCAAAGACUUUGCUUUAUCACUUAGGGAAAUCCCAAUAUUUAACCACAAAAUGUCUGACUUACAAGCACCAGUGACUAGAAACCAAAUGUGGAACAGUGAUCCAACCACAAUACCAAAUCUACCAUGCAAUUCACCUCCAGCUAGGAAUAAUGGUGCUUCUCACACUAAUGCUUCAAGAAACCAACUUAAUGUCCCACCCGCUGUUCAAAACCUAGAAACUAUAUUUUGAAGAAACACCAAGAAAGAAGUAAAAAUCUACCAGACAGGGUUAAAAAAAAUCACAGGAAGCAUUUCUUGAACUCACUUCAAAGAGGUGGGCCUCCAAGGGCCAGGCUUCCCUUGCCCAUCUCCCAAGGGAAAUCAUUGACCCUGAGCUCCAGGAGCACAUAGAGCAACACUUAAAAAAGCGAUUUUGUCAACUCCAUGUCCAAUGGCCCCACAAGAAUCAAGAAUUGAUACACAUGAUAAAACCUCAGAGGAACCACCUGGAAUGGGUCAGGCAGAGGUGAAUGAUGGGACUGCAUGUCCCUCAACAUUGACAGAUGAGAGCAGUCAACAUCCACAGAGUGUCUCAUCAAAGGUUCCAAAGACAGCCCAACUCCUAAAGGACCCAUGCAAGGAUCUAAACAACUGUUUAGGAAGCAUAUUGAAUGACCUGGAUAGGAGCCCAUAAGGUUCCCUGGGCAAAGUUGUAGAGAUUAUCUCCGAUGCAAAGGCAGAACCCAGCUACUUGAGACACCCAGGAGUUGGCACACCAAGUUUUGCCCUGGUGGGACCAGGAAAGGAGCAUCUAGCAGGCACACUGCAUAUCCAUUCAAGCAGGAAGUGCAAGCACAUCCACAAUAGCAAGAUGGCCAUGGAAAGAACAUCCUUUCACGAUUUGAACAGUCACAAGAAAGAUUCUCAGGGGCCUUCUUUCCUAGAUUCUGGUACGCAGAAGGUGCUAGAAACACAUCUAACCAGAUGUCUUGUGAAACUCUGGUGGAGCUUGGCCCUCAGAGGCCUCAAAACCAUACCUAUUUUUAACAGAAACAAGACUACCUCUGUGCCUUUUCAAAUGCCCUCCAAUGCCUCCUUGUCCUUAGGGGACUCUAGAGAUAAUUCCCUUCCCACAAAUCUCAGUAUCCUGGGAGAAUCUUUUCAGCAUGCCCCAGAAGAGACUGCAAUGAAAGAGAUUCCCCUGUGUAAUCCUCAAUCUGAAAUUCCCGAGAGCUAUUCUAACCAGGGAAACUCUGUGCCUGCUGAGGCCCCUACAAGUAUCCAGGAGGAUAAUAUGAAAUCUAUGUCCACUGCAGAGAGCCAUUUAGGCAGAUCCGGACACUUUAAAACUGUUCAUAAAUCUUGCACAGGUAAGCCAGUGUCAACUCCAGGCCUAAUCAGAGGUAUGUGUCAGUCACAAAAAAAUGAGCAUGUUUCAUUAGGAAAGACAGACCAACCAUUGUCACUUAUGAGCAACAGUGUGGCAUCCCAGUCAACAAGGAGUAGGAAUACCAGGGAGCUGGAGAAGGCAGAGAACAAAGUGUCAUGUGACUGGGCAUUUACCACUGCAGCUCACAAGAUGAGAAACUUUCUAUACAACAAUAAACAUCUAUGGAUUUUGAAUCUCUGGAGAUCACUGAAAAUCCAUCCUCAUCCAGAGCUUUUAAUAAGACACCAGAAUACUCAGGUCUGGGCACUCAUCACUGCUCAGCCCCUGGGGUUUUCCUACUGGACCGUGCCACUGGCACAUUGUUUCAAGAUUGUGCCCCUGAGGUGGUUCUUGCUGCAGAUAUCAGGGCCUCCAAGUCCAGCUGUGUCACGACCACCUCGACCAGCAAGGAAGACGCGACUCAGGAAUCCUUCUCACAGGCAGUUUAUUCAGGACCUUGAACAAAUCUUCUGACACCAGGGAGUGCCCGCCCACAGCUUA